AUGCUUAUUCAACCAAUAUUUUUGUUGCUUUCAAUUUUUGUUGGAUUCGGAGAAUGUGGAAAAUCGCGACGAAUCAGCGAUGACGAGUAUUUCGGAGUGUCUUCACCAAAACCACCACCACGUGAGUGUUUUUUUCAAACAUCUUUCAUUGACAUCAGAAAAAAUAAGCCGUUGAGAGAUUAUCUGAUUGUGAAUUUUAAUUUUGAAUAUUGAAAAAUAAAAAGAAGAAGGAAUUGAACGAUUUUCAUAAAAAAAGCAUUUUGGAGUCAAAAUUUGGAAGAAUAGCGAUUCUAAGAAACUGAAAAUGAUUUUUUAAAUGAUUUUUUUGUUCAGUUUCUUGAAUCCAAUUUCCUUUGAAUCCGAAAUCAACAAAAUAACUACAAAAUUUUUUCGAUUUUUUGCAUAGUAUUUAAAAAAAAAAGAUUAAAAAUGGUUUCGACUCUCAAAAUGAAAUUGUUACUGUAAAUAUUUAUUCAUCGGUCUUUAGAACUCAUUUUUAAAAUACUUCAGAGUUUAGUGAAUUUUUCUUCACAGUUUCAUUAGAAACAACAGUUCCUUUUUUGACAAUAUCUGAUAAUUUUUCAGAAACUCAUACAUAUGAUAAUUAUGCACUUUGUGUUGAUCUCUGUGAGAUUCCGUGCACCCAAACAAUUGUUCAUUUUGGAUUAGAAGAAAAAACGUGGCAUCAAUGCACACAAUUGAAAAAACCAGAAGAGUCAUUUAUGGAUGCUAUGAAAAGUGGAUCUCUACUCAACACCUUAAUCAUGAUUCUUAUUAUAACAAUUGUCUCGAUUCUUCUGAUUAUGUGCGUUUAUUAUUGCUGCUGUACUAGACCAAAAAUUGAGAAGAAAUAUGGGGAAGUUGGACAUGAAGAGUUUAUGUAUGUUUUUUUUUUCAAAAUUCAUAAUAUGUAACUGAAUGAAAACAAUUAUUUUCAUUCCAGUGAGAAAUUGGAUCCAUAUCACCCACAAAAUCAUCACAAUCAUCAUCAUACUCGAGACGAUCGACAAACAAUUAACAAGAAGAGUAACGUUAUUGAAUGCUAA
Caenorhabditis angaria is the source of this 1046-nucleotide messenger RNA. Lineage: Eukaryota; Metazoa; Nematoda; Chromadorea; Rhabditida; Rhabditidae. The record is from the annotation of a GenBank genome assembly.